Molecule: messenger RNA, 1753 nt
Organism: Cuscuta campestris
Lineage: Eukaryota; Viridiplantae; Streptophyta; Magnoliopsida; Solanales; Convolvulaceae
Source: the annotation of a GenBank genome assembly
GUGACCCACGGCGGCGGAUGGCUACGAGCGACGAAUUCCGGCGAUGCUCUGGUUCAUCACGGCGGCAGCUGGCGCUAGGGAGUACUAUUUUGUUAUUUUCAUACCAUUUUACCCCUAUUUAGAAGUUCGCCCAAUUAUUUUUACUCCGUAAUUUAGAAAGACCACGGGUGAUUCUUUCCAUCCAUUCAUUCAUUCGAUCCAUCCAUUUGAACCGACCUGCAUUGCUCGGAGAGGACGCAACCCAUUCCAAUGCAUUGUUGAGGUGAUUUGAACAAAAUAUAUGAGAUAACAAAGGAACUACUCUGUGAGAUUCUAACGAUUAUUUACACACAGACAAAUACAGUUGCGGAGAUUGAUAAAGAUGCUAGCCAGCACAGGCAGUAUAGGCGGAUCAAGAACACAAUUCUUCUGGUGCAUGUCGUCCAGAGGAAGAACCGGGGUGGGAUACCAUGGUGGUUUUAAAAGCAACCGUCCGAAGAAUGGGACUGCUUCCUGGUAAUGCUUGAAAUCUUUUGUCCGACCAUUCCACUCUACAAUACAUUUGUCUUGCUCUACGAAAAGGAUGUCAGGAUCAUUAGGAUGAAACCGUAUGUUUCUUAUAAGUGUGUGAACGCCAACAUUGUUGUUAUUCCCCUGCUUGAUGAAUGUAUUAUCGUGGUGAAAACACACGUCCACUAUGGGUACUUUGUGCACGAAAUGCCACUUCCCUGCUCCCUCUUCCUCUUUGAGUUCCCAAACCAUCACGUGAGACAACAUGGAGAAUUGCAUGUCAUAAUAAGGAUAGUCGUAGCACUGGGAUAGACGUAGGCGCCCAUUGCACACUCCAAUGUUCCCGCGCAAUCCAUGGCUAGGGUAAACCAUUCCAUGGGGUAAGUCAAUGACUUGAGGCUUGUCUUGCAAGUCUUUGAUGUUGAUCCUUAUGACACGACUUUCGUUGGAGUACCACAGAAUACCCUUGUGGAAACAGCUCUCCCUUAGCCAGGAACCACUGAGGAAACAGAAGCCUCGCGGGAUACCCACACUCAAAGUCUUCCACACCUUGUCCUUGGAAGAAAAGACUUCGAACCUCAAUGGAAAAUCAGGAUAAAAUGUCUCUUCUGGCCCUUUGUCCAUGACCAAGACAAUGUACUCGUAUUCCGGAUUGUAAAUACUGCCAUUGUUGCUUCCAGUGGGAUCUUGCUCUCUGUAGAAGCUUCCAGAAUAGAACUGGAAGCUCUUCGCGCAGUCGUGAGGCCGAGGAGGAAGAGCAACCCAUUGCCUUGUGAUUAUAUUACAGACAUAGUAAUAAUCAUCCGUGCAACCGGAGUAGGACCGCUUGGGGCGAAAACUGCUCUUCAAGUGACCGCAGAGGAACAAAUCUCCAGAGACCCCCAAAACACCCAACUCUUCCCCUUCUCUCUUUGGGAGAAAAUCGAGGGACCUGUGGAGAACAGGGAGAUCCUCUGUGUCGUUGCCUUGCCGGCCACAACAUUGGUCUCCGAACUCAUUGCUGUCUGUGAAGUUGAGGAUGACGUAAGGUUGUUGGUGGAGCUGAGUGGGGCGGUGGAAGGCCAUGAGUCUCUCGAGGAAGGAGGCUUGGGACAGUAAAAGGGACCAAGCCUUGGACACCGACAGACACCGAGUCUUUGUAGGUGAGCCGCUGGAGAAUCUCCGCCAGCAAAUCGUCGCCGAGCUUUUCUAUCUUUGCACCCAUGAUGAUGAAAACAAUCAGAACUUUGUUUCGUUCAGAGUUCUUGCGGGAAUGUGAUGCCGU